Messenger RNA from Haliotis rufescens (red abalone), 3441 nucleotides. RefSeq names its product monocarboxylate transporter 14-like. Gene Ontology annotation, biological process: transmembrane transport; monocarboxylic acid transport. Gene Ontology annotation, molecular function: monocarboxylic acid transmembrane transporter activity. The coding region runs from base 255 to 1916 and encodes 553 amino acids. The record is from RefSeq and is a predicted model, not a curated record. Lineage: Eukaryota; Metazoa; Mollusca; Gastropoda; Lepetellida; Haliotidae. The transcript is spliced from 6 exons.
UCAUUUCGAACAAAUGAAUUUUGAUCGGUAUUUGCCAAAAGAAAGAGCUCUUUCUGUGUAUCAUGUGACGUCACUGCAAUGAACAUUGACCCAGUUUUGACAAAUUACCACGCUUGGCUUGCACGUGAAAGCUGUCGCCUCGAUGUCGACGCGAUGCCCGUGGGGGUUAUCACACAGAUCAUGUUGUGUUGAAACGACGUUGAAACAGUCCCGGGACCUAUCUGUCUUGAAGAGCUUUAUUUACAAUCCGAGAUAUGGCUGUGAGGGCAAGGCAGACAGUGGACGGUGGCUUUGCUUGGGUCGUGUUGUUCGCCAUCUUCUGUGUCAUGGUAUUGUUGGGGAUCAUGCAGUACUCGGCGGGGGUUCUGAACACGGCCAUUCUAGAGGAAAUAGACAACGACCUCUCGAAGACAUCAUGGGUUGGGUCGACCAUGCUUGGCACCCUGACUUUGACAGGUCCCGUGGCUGGCCUGAUCACCAAAGCAUUGGGAUAUAGAGCGUCUUGCUUUGCUGGAGGGAUAUUGAUGCUCAUAGGAUUCACUGCUGCAUCCUUUGUUAAUGACGUCACUGGACUCAUUCUCACAUUUGGUGUUAUAGCAGGUUUUGGCAAUGGUUUAGCAUUCAACGCCUGCUAUGUGGUCCCAGGAUACUAUUUCAUAAAACGACGAGGAUUGGCUUAUGGUGUUACUGUGUCUGGAAUUGCGGUCGGCAUGUUUAUCACAGGACCUCUGUGUCAGCUCCUCAUGGACACAUACAACCUACAUGGUUGUCUGCUGGUUAUGGGUGCUCUGUUAUCAAACAUAUGUGUUGCUGCAAGUCUUCUGAAGCCAAUGUCGGCGAUGGACAACAAUAGUCAAAAUGAAAAUGUUGAAUUUGAAUCAUUUACAUGCACGGAGGGAUGUGCCACCAUCAACGAUCCAAUGUGCGGGGGUGUUCAUGAGAAUACAUCCAAUAUAAAGACGGUCCAACCCAAUGAAUAUACAGUGAAGAGAAUGCUCAUACCACCAGCGGGCUCAUCUUUUGGCCACGAUCAUUGUGUUAUAAGAGAUCAUAAUUCUCCUGACAUUGGGUGUGUACUCAAUGACACAAUCCACGAUGAAACAGAAUUACAGGUCAGACAUGGAUCCCAUAAACAUGGUGAUGUGAAGAUGGACGCACUGAUCCCAUUAUGUCGAACAGAAGAACACCAGUCAAGCACUGACACCGUUGUGAGUAAAUACAGCAGGCUCUCAAGAUGCUUUGGGCGGAUGAAGAUAAGAAAUAUUCCAAACAAGUACGGUUUAAUUUGUUUCUGCUUCAGCUAUUUUUUCUGGUUCUUAGGGGAAGGCACCGGUUUGUUUCAUUUACCUAAUUAUGCCAAGUACAAAGGAAGUACUCAAAACGAGGCUAGUAGUCUCUUUACAGCGAUGGGGUUCACGAGUGUAGCGUCAAGACUCCUUGUGGGGUUUGCUGCCAGUGAUCUUUCAGUUGGAUAUCUGACUCUUCACAUGGGGCUUCUUGGAAUAGCAGGGCUCCUUGCAUUGUUUUUCCCUCUGUUUUCAAACUCAUAUGCUCUGCAGAUGGUGUUUAGUGGGGCAUAUGGUAUGUAUACUGGAGGUCUUAACUCCCUUGUGAGCCCCUUAACCAUACAGCUAGUUGGACUGGAACACUUGGCUGUUGCCUUCGGUAUCGAGAACUUCUGCUGUGGUGUGGCGUUAUUCAUAGGCCCUCCUCUUGCAAGUUUCAUCUUUUCACAAACAGGGAGAUAUGAACUGACAUAUGUGUUUUCAGGAACUAGUCUCUUGACGGCCGCAAUAUGUGGAGGUCUCGUUGGAAUGUGUACAAACAAAACAUGUACCAGAUCGCAGCAAUCAACCGGUCCUAUACAUCUACAACCUGUUACUCCUCCACAAGAACAACACCUGACUGAUGUUUAGCACCGUGGACUGAAACUUCACACAAAAAUAUACUUAUUCAAUUGUUUUGAUUUUUCGUUCUUUAAUACUGAUAGGCAUGCAAUGUUGCUUUUUUAAUCUCACUCACUGAUAUUUCACGUAUCUAGAAUAUAUUCUAUUCUCGAUUUGAGUUAGACUUUACAUAAAUUAAAAUUAAGUUCGACUGGAAACUGAAGUAUAUAUAUAAUGUAGGUUGUGGAAACUGAAGGAAAAUGGUUAAUACCUUAAAUAUUUACUCUGAAAGGGGUGAAUUAAAGGAAACGACCAUGCAUAUUCUGGAUGGGAUGGGAUGGGAGAUCUGUUGUUGAGACCGAAUGUUGCUUCGGUCAGCGCUUCAAAAACGGUUCAUUUAUAUUCUCUGAAAAGAUGAGUCAAAUAUAUGCUGUACUCUAAAUCGUGUAAGCUAUUCAUUCAAGACCUGGUCAGCGUGUACCUGGACUCCUUAUUACAUUAAGUUCCUGUAGAUUCAGUGUAUAUCUUGUAAAGAGAAUAGUUAUUUCCUUUUGUUUAUUAUGAGUUCUGAAUUCAAAUAUUUCAGUUAUAUUUCAGCAAAGUCUGAAUCAAGAAGUGCGAUAUGGCAUAACGCUGUAUUGUAAGGUCCCCGCUGCCUGUACGGUGAUAGAAGCUUUGCAGUCACAUUACCAUCUCAUCCUACCGGGUACCCAUACACUAAGGAGGCAUCAGGUGCCACAAGUGUUUCAGCCCAAGAAACUCUCAGGAGUGAAGCUCCCGAACACUGUCACAUCCAACCACUCUACACUUAACUUCGACUGAUUUAAGACAGGACCACGUAUCACCACAUUUCAAUGUUUGCGAUUCUGUAUGAGCAUUAAAGUACAUACAAUCGUCAUACUACAGACUCUAAACUGAAUGUAUGCAAUGAGCUCGAUAUGUUGCCAUGGUAAUUAGUUGUUUGAACAUGCAUCGAACAAUGUAUAUACCUAGGAAAAGGUUGCUAUAUGUUGUUUUUUUGUUAUGAGAAGGAAGCUGAUUAUCUGAAGAUAUGUUUUGUAACUGCCAUGUUAAAAGGUUUUUGAGUGCAUUUCAAUUUUUUCCUCUUGUUCUUUGUCUCAUAUGACAUGUAGUUGUACUUGUGACUAUUGGUCGCAGCAUGGUCCUGCCCAUGACAAUAUAGAUCGUACAGUUGCAUCCAUCGUGAUGAUGAUGACACGCUCAUCCUUUACAAACUGAACAAUAAUAUGCUGUGCAAUCAACCUGUCCAUUGGUUUAACUGCGUACACAAACCUUUAUAACAAACUUUUUCUCAUGAAUCCAUUUGCAUUGAUCCUGUGAAUGGUGGUGAUCGAACGUGUAAACAUCAAUUUUCCGUAAAUAUAUAUUAACAGUCGAGUGUGUGUGCUUAUCUUGUGUAUCCUUUAUUAGGAAUACAGAAAAUAUCAUGCAACCCUUAUGAUGUGAGAGGUGACUGAAAAGUUCUGAGCCUAGCUAUGAUGGACAGUUAAUAUAGUUUCAUACGCACAUUAAUUUUCACAAUCCCCUCCGAGGU